Messenger RNA from Chanos chanos (milkfish), 675 nucleotides. It is a transcript of the gene rabl2, whose product is annotated as RAB, member of RAS oncogene family-like 2. The coding region runs from base 10 to 675 and encodes 221 amino acids. Lineage: Eukaryota; Metazoa; Chordata; Actinopteri; Gonorynchiformes; Chanidae. The record is from RefSeq and is a predicted model, not a curated record. Gene Ontology annotation, molecular function: GTPase activity; GTP binding. The transcript has 8 exons.
UGCUUAAGAAUGGCUGGCGAGACCAAUAACUUGCCGGAGCUGGACCAGGACAAAUACGAUGCUGAUGAACAAGUGAAGAUCAUCUGUCUUGGAGACAGCGCUGUCGGAAAAUCGAAGUUAAUGGAGAGAUUUCUCAUGGACGGAUACCGGCCGCAGCAGCUGUCCACCUAUGCGUUGACUCUCUACAAAUACACAACGACCGUCAACGGGAAGACGGUACUAGUGGAUUUCUGGGAUACGGCUGGACAAGAACGAUUUCAGAGCAUGCACCCCUCAUACUAUCACAAAGCACACGCGUGUAUCAUGGUCUUUGAUAUUCAGCGGAAGAUGACCUAUAAGAACCUGACUAACUGGUACACGGAGCUGAGAGAGUACAGACCUGAGAUCCCCUGUCUGGUGGUGGCUAAUAAAAUCGAUGCGGAUAUGAAGGUCACUCAGAAGAACUUUAACUUUGCGAAGAAGCAGGGUCUGCCCUUCUACUUUGUGUCGGCAGCUGAUGGCACGAAUGUGGUCAAGGUCUUUCGAGAGGCUAUUCACAUGGCGCUGUCCUACAAACAGAACUCCAGUGACUUCAUGGAUGAAGUCAUGAAAGAACUUGAGAGUUUUGAUCUGAAAAACCAAGAGGAUUCUGAUGAACACGAAGAUGAAGAAACAGAGAAACUCAACACAGCGUGA